This is a messenger RNA of Phaeoacremonium minimum UCRPA7, 834 nucleotides long. Its product is annotated as putative short chain dehydrogenase protein. The record is from RefSeq and is a predicted model, not a curated record. Lineage: Eukaryota; Fungi; Ascomycota; Sordariomycetes; Togniniales; Togniniaceae. The transcript is spliced from 3 exons. Gene Ontology annotation, cellular component: cytosol. Gene Ontology annotation, molecular function: oxidoreductase activity. The coding region runs from base 1 to 834 and encodes 277 amino acids.
AUGACAUCUCUGCGAGAGUCUCCGCUUCCCCUCGUCCGCAAAGACACUUACGCAGCGAUAUCGCCCAGUAACCCGAAACUCUCCCAGGCCGGCAAAACGAUUCUCGUCACAGGAGGUGGCUAUGGUGUGGGAUAUGCCAUCGCAAACAGCUUCGCCCAGGCCAGUGCCUCAACCAUCAUUCUUGUCGGCCGUCGCGAGGCUAUCCUACAGUCUGCAGCUGAGAAGGUGAAAGCCGACUCUGCAGAGAUCAACCCAAAUCUCAAUGUCCACGUUCACACAGUUGAUGUCACCGACCACGGGAGCACGACUAGACUCUGGGGUUGGUUAGUCGAGAAGGGGUUAGUGAUAGAUGUUCUUAUCUUGAAUGCCGGUCGCCAAUCGCCCUUUAAAACACUUCUUGAGCUCGGCCUCGAGGAAGUCUGGAACUUUUACCAAAUUCUGAUCAAUGUCUCAACUGCUGGCACCUGGGACUUCGUCUCGUGCCGGCCAGUGCCCGUCUAUCCUUUGACCAAGAGCUCUGGCACUAUGCUUCUCGAGCAGAUCGCCCAAGAUGUGCCAUCCGAUGUGAUGCGAAUCAUGAAUUAUCAUCCCGGGCUCAUCCAAACCGAUGCGACCAAGGAUAUAUUCCCGGACCCAGCAGCUGUGCCGUGGGAGACACCUGAACUUGGCGGUGACUUUGCUGUUUGGCUCGCAUCGCCUGACGCUGCCUUCCUACAUGGUCGAUAUGUUGAGGCGACUUGGGAUGUUGAUGAUUUACUGUCCGACAAGUUUAGGGAGCGACUUGACAAUGACCCAUUUUUGCUGAAGGUUGGCGUCCUCGGAUUUCAUCCUUGA